Molecule: messenger RNA, 5101 nt
Organism: Vespa mandarinia (Asian giant hornet)
Lineage: Eukaryota; Metazoa; Arthropoda; Insecta; Hymenoptera; Vespidae
Gene: Kr
Product: krueppel
Biological process (GO): regulation of gene expression
Cellular component (GO): nucleus
Source: RefSeq, a predicted model, not a curated record
ACUGUCACUUAGUAUUGGGUUAGGUCAGCCCGUGGUAACGUCGACGUUCGUAGUUAUUACCUUCCAAUUGAACGUUCGCUCGCUUGUUGUUUAUAAUAGAAAAGUAAUAACGACUCGCCUCGGCUGUUUCAGUUGUUUAUUUUUUUUUUUAUUUUUCGUUUACUCGUUUUAAGUUUCAUCAAUCGUAUAUGUACUUUCUCAAUGGAUGCGUAAAAGGGAAAAGACGAAACACUAAAAGAAAAAGAAAAAAAAAAAAGAAAAAAAAAACGGAGACAGAAGGGAUUCUCUCUCUGAUUCGCGUAGUUCCUCUUCUCAAGAUAUACGAAGAAGAUUUAAUUAUACUUCUAAUCAUAUCUAUUGGAAUAAGGAAAAACCCACGAGGAUUGCAAGUACAAGACAACGACUGUGGUUUCCCGCGUACGAUUUUUCUUGUUUUUUUUUUUUCUUUUUUUUUUUUCUUCUUUCUAUAACUGUUCAUAAGUUCAUAAGUUUGAUAAGGAAAAGAGAGAUCGUCAAGAGAAAAAACAGAUCGAAAUAUCUGUCGCGAUAUUUCUUCAUUUCGUUCUUUUCCUCCGUCUAGAAACUUUCUAUCUUUCUCAAUUGAUCUCUUUCUCUCUUUUCGUUGGUGCAGUGCCACAUAAUCUAUUUUCGAUCUUCUUCGUCGCAAGUGAUAACAUUGUGCGGGGGAGUGGAUGGAGUGUCUAAGUGAAACCACGUAUCACGGAUCGUAGAAUGGCACUGUCUUAUCUACAGGAGGCACAGGUUAAUGCAGAUCAUUCGAUCUUUGAUCUUAGGACUUCUGGCUGGAGAACAUCUCGACAUGAAGCAAGAAUCGGAGAAGCAACCUCUCUCACCGCCUUUGCACAAUAACAAUAACAACAAUAACACUUCAUCGGCGAUGUUCUCUGGAAUGGGUGCUGCAGCAGCAGGAUUGUCGAUGUUGACUCCUCAACAAUUAUUGGCCGCCAGCCGAACGGCAGCUCUAAUGGCAGCCGGCAUUCCUGUUUCACUACAUGCUACUUUAGCGGCGAGUCCAUCUCUUUAUCAACAUCAUCAGACACUCUUUGGAGGGUGGGCGCCACCCGCAGCUUCUUCACCCCCUUCGCCACUUCAUCACUCGCCUGGUUCAGUUUCGUCAGCUCUUGCCACGACAAAAUCCUCUUCCCGCCGCCUUAGUUCCGGUAAUACGAAUAAUAAUAAUAAUAAUAAUAAUAACAACGUCGUGAGCAGUAGCGCGGAUAGAAUCAGUAAUAAAAAGAGCCAAGCGACGAAGAGAAAGUCAACGAAGGUGGCAAAGACGGAGAGCAACGUUCAAAAUUCAUUGGAGAGCGUGGCGCCACUUAGCCCACCUACGUCAAUCAGUCCGGAGGCGGGAAAAGAUGGCAGGGACAAGGUCUUCACCUGUGGCGUGUGUUCGAGAUCUUUUGGUUACAAACACGUGUUACAAAAUCACGAACGCACGCACACGGGUGAGAAGCCGUUUGAGUGUCCGGAAUGUCAUAAAAGAUUUACUCGAGAUCACCACCUGAAGACGCACAUGAGAUUGCAUACCGGUGAGAAACCAUAUCAUUGCAGCCAUUGCGAUCGACAGUUCGUCCAAGUAGCCAAUCUCCGUCGUCACUUGCGUGUGCAUACGGGUGAACGUCCGUACGCUUGCGAACUCUGUUCGGCCAAAUUCAGCGAUUCGAAUCAACUCAAGGCACAUUCUUUGAUUCAUAAAGGCGAAAAACCAUUUGAGUGUGAACAUUGUCAGAUGCGUUUUCGAAGAAGGCAUCAUCUGAUGCAUCACAAGUGUGGUACUAGCAGUGUGAUGCUUGGAGGACAGGGGUCGAGGUCACGAGUAGCAUCACCGUCCGUAGCUAGCGAUGAUCUCGAAGACGAUAUCGAUAUCGAUAUAGACGUAGAUAUCGACAUGGAUGAAGUAGAAUCAACGACAACGGUGACUACGACUACGAUGGCUACAACGACGAAUACAGCCACGACGACGACUAUGACAACAACAACGACAACUAUAACGACGUUGCCCCAAAGAAAGAGUUUGACCACGCCCAUUGCUAAGAGGUCGACUCAUCGACAACGUCAACAGCAGCUACAGAGUUCGGUAAUCGAUCCGGCUGUUUCAUUACCGAUCAAUCUGUCUGGUAUACCGAUCGACUUACCGGAACAAACCGAACCGGAAGACCUUUCAAUGUCUACAGGGAUGCAAAGAGUAAUCUGCAUGUCUUGAAAUAGCGAAAAAUUGAAUUGAAUUGAGUCAAGUGAUAAAUUUAAAAUUGAAUAUAUGGAAAACAAUAUUCAAUGUUUUUUGCCAGAGAGCACAAAUUUAGGCAUUUCAAGUGUAUAUAGUAUGUCGUUAUAAUGCGUUCGCGUUCAUGUUCCAAAUAUUUCUUUUAUGUAUAUACAAGUAGAUAUCGCGUAAUCCUAAAUGAACAUGAUCUCAUAUGAAUGUGAUUUUUAACGGACUUCAUACUUGUACGAUACCCCAGGUUUCUUCUUCUUAGCUACUUCGUUCAAUUAUUUGAUUGAAUUAUUGAGAAAAGGGCUGAUUCUCUUUCUCUCUCUCUCUCUCUCUCUCUCUCUCACACUCUCUCUUUCAAUCGAAAGACCGUGUAAGAAUGUUGUAUAGUUACGAAGCGUGUUCACAAGAAACAAAUUCGUUAAGUCGCCUUCUUUCACGGCGUUAUGAUACACGUUUCUCCUUCAUACCGAUAGAAGAAAAAAGCAAGAGGUAUAUACACAUAAGCUGUCGUUUAUAAAUUCAUUUCUAUAUGAAAUCUUGUCGUCGAGGGUCCCGAAGUAUUUUCUAUAUAUACUAUGUGUAUAUAUAUAUAUAUAUGUGUGUGUGUGUAUAUAUGUACGUGUGUGUAAACGUACAUAUAUAUGUAUAUGUAUACUAUAUAUAUCUACAAUGAACUCCGUGAAACUCAGGGUUGUAUUUUACCUUUUGUCAGGUUACGAGGUCGAAACUCGCCGAUCUCCGUCGCUAUUCUACAUAUUCUUCUCUUUUUGUUCAGACAGUGAAAAAGACGUAUUCUCUUCUUUUUUCUUUCUUUUUUUUUUUUUUUUCUUUUUUUUUUCCUCUUUUUUUUUCUUCUUCUUUUCUUUUUUUAGUUUAUCACACUGUCCUAUAAAAGGGGAUAAAAAUAUAAGAUAGAGAGUUAAAAGAACUAUUUUCCCCUCGAGUAAGUAUAUAGAGACUAUUUUUGCGGAAUCGUCAGGUUUCCCGUUGAGGCCGAUCUCACGAGAUGGGUCGAAACACGUGUAGCGGUACACGAGGGAUAGAAGAAAAUGAACGAAGAAACGACUCUCUAAACGUCCAACGUGAAUAACGAGAGAAAACUGUGAACGACCUCAGGCCUUCGUAAAAUCUACACUUUUAGGAGAAAGUGUAACAGCCGAGGGAUGAAAUGGAGUACAAAAGGAUGCGCCUUUUUCGAAAGUAGGUGACUAAGAAUUUGCUCUCGAUCUUUUAAAAUGAAAGAAGAAUUUAUAUUUCAAUAUCUUUAGUUUCAUAAACAUUUCGUUUUUAGUAUAUUCAUUUUUAAUAUUUUAUUAAUUACUUUUUCUCCAAUGGCAUAUAUAAAAUAAUUAUGUAAAAAGGGGAAGGGUAUUGAUUUAAAAAUGAAUAUCGAUAUGAUCGAGAUAUCGGUUAGAUAUUAUCGUCAAAUUUUUCUCCCUGUUUCAAAGUAUUCGCGUAUUAUCGAUCCUCUUGAUAGUUCCCGCAUCCUUACGAAACAACUAAUCCGUCUUUGAAUGCCGCGGCACGAGUCGGAGGGUGGUUAGAGGAGGGUUGAACGAAAAAGAAAGAGAAAGAAAUAGGGAGAGAACAACGACAAAGUCGUAAAGGAGAAGAACAGAAAUCUCGAUCGUAUUCGAUGGUGCGCGAGGGUGAUGUCUUUACGAAAUAAAAAAAAAAGAGAAAGAAGAAAAGAAAGAGAGAGAAAUAGAGAGAAAGAGAGACAGAGAGAGAGAAAGAGAGAGAGAGAGAGAGACAUCGUUUCGAUUCAUAUUGUGCGACGAAGCGAAUCGUAACCAGAACACACAAUAUUUCUUCUUUUUCGUCAUCGGUAAGAAAAGAGAUCGUAAGAUCCUUCGUAAGGAAGAGGAAACACGAGAGGAAAAGGAAGAAAAGCUUUUCUCUCUCUCUCUCUCUCUCUCUCUCUUUCUUUCUCUUUUUCUCUCUCUCCCCCCUUUCUUUUCCUCUCUUCUUAACGCGAGCAAAGCCUGACACGAAGCGAACGGAAGAGAAACGAGGGCAAUUUUCCCUUUCUCUCAUUCUCUUUCGAAGGAUGUUUGCAGAAAAUGUAGAAGAGAAGAAUAUCUUCUUCUUAUUCUUCCUCCUCCUCUUCUCCUAUUCUUCUUCUUCUUCUUCUUUUUCUUCUUCUUCUUCUUCUUCCUCCUCCUAUUCUCCCUAUUCUUCUUUUUCUUCUUCUUCUUCUUCUUCUUCUUCUUCUUCUUCUUCAUCAUCAUCAUCAUCAUCAUCAUCCACACUUCAUUGUACCAUCGGUAGUAGUUUUGAGGUAGUAGUAUUAUAUUACGGAUUGUUAUUCUGGUUAUAACAUUUUGUCGAUGAAAAUAAAAGAGCAUAAAAAGGACAGUAGAAUGGAAAGAUAGACCCGGAAGUAAGAUAGUUGACAUUCGUCCGUACAGAAACCUAUCUAAUGGAACAAUAACUCCAAGUGACCUCGACAUAGACGACCUACAACGAAAGAAAUUUGCAUGCCCUGGAACGGGCAUAAAUCAGUAGAGCAUUGAGAGACUAAGAAAGAGAGGAAAAGAUAUGUCGGGUCGACUCGAAGGCAGGGGAGGACGACGAAUCACCACCGGCUGCGAAUUUUCGGCACGCAGAAGGAAUCAUUGCGAAAACUGGUUCACGCGAAAGACCGUGCCGCAGGCAGACUCGUAGGACAAAAGCUUUCAAAGAAAUUUUAUCCCGACCGGCUGCGAGUCCGAAGAAAUAGAGAAUGGAAAUCGGAGAGUUCUUUAAAGAUACGUGCGUUUUGGAGAAUUCACGCGUUUUCAAACGUUGUUUUUCUAAGAGAUCACUUUGAACGAAAUAAUAUCGAAAAUUUUAAAUUGAUCGUACCGUAUUGAAAAAAAA